AUGUUCGCGAAAUUUAAGCCCCGCACCCCUCUGGGUAACAGCCAAGCGCAAUUUAAAAGUCAACUGGCCAAAAACGCCUCUCAACUGAAUCGCAGUUUACCAACAGCGGAAAAUUUGUGCAAAAAGAGCAGCCAAUUGCGGCAAACUAAAUUGACUGUGUGUCGUAAGGAUAACAAACUGAAGUACGAAGGUUUCGUUGAGGAAGCUGCGGACAUUCGGCCCAAAAAAGAAUUUGUCUACGUUCCAACACCGCAAAUCCUGGAAAAAUCCAGUUGCGAGGUCUCAGUAAAAAAGGAAGCACCAGGGUUACCAAGCUCCCCGAUGUUAAAACCAGGACGAAACCUAAUUAGUUUGAUCGGCCGCGUGGAUUUCUGUCUUAAAACCCACAAAAUGUAUCCGGAUAUUAACGCUAUUUGGAAUGUUUAUGGAAAAUUGUUACGGAUCAUUGUGGGAAAACGUGGAGAGCACACACUGCUCGUGCGAAACAAAGAUUCGGGGCCCGUCCUACAGGGAAUUUACUACGAUUUCGAAGGCGUUAUGAGUUCUUGGAGCCCAGGCUGCUUUUUCCAUCUCGUGGGCCAAUUUAUUGGCGAAAAUCGCUUGAAGACAUUUAAGAUUGCCCAGGUAAGCGACAUUGACUGGCAACAGCAAUUUAUGCGCAUUGAAAAUGUGACAUCGUAUAUUCUAUUGCAAAACACUGUGCGCAAGUAAUUU
Messenger RNA from Drosophila teissieri, 714 nucleotides. RefSeq lists its product as uncharacterized. The record is from RefSeq and is a predicted model, not a curated record. The transcript has 4 exons. Lineage: Eukaryota; Metazoa; Arthropoda; Insecta; Diptera; Drosophilidae. Bases 1 to 711 code for a protein of 236 amino acids.